Diceros bicornis minor is the source of this 2602-nucleotide messenger RNA. It is a transcript of the gene ZNF276, whose product is annotated as zinc finger protein 276. Lineage: Eukaryota; Metazoa; Chordata; Mammalia; Perissodactyla; Rhinocerotidae. Gene Ontology annotation, biological process: regulation of transcription by RNA polymerase II. The transcript is spliced from 10 exons. Gene Ontology annotation, molecular function: chromatin insulator sequence binding; zinc ion binding. The record is from RefSeq and is a predicted model, not a curated record. Gene Ontology annotation, cellular component: kinetochore; nucleus; chromosome. Bases 356 to 2233 code for a protein of 625 amino acids.
UCCAGUCAAGCGGACCCGAACAGCGGAGCUGAGCGGAAACGAGCGAGCACAGUCCACCUGAGCGGAGGAGAGACUCCGGCACCAGCAGGACCUAGCUGGGCCAAGCGGCCGGCCCCUGCAAGCCGAGCGAGGCUGAAUGGGACCGAGCAGAGCCGAGUUGAACUGAGCGGGGCCGAGCCGAGCGGGGCCGAGCGGAGCCGAGCCAGGUCGAGUGGGGCCGAGCAGUGGCGGGCCUAGCCGAGCAGAGCCGAGCCGGGCCGAGCGGGACCGAGCUAAGCCGAGCGUGGCCGAGCUGAACCGACCCAGGCCGAACCUGGCGGAGCGCCGGGGCCGGGCUGUAGCCGCGGUAGCCGCCAUGAAGCGCGACCGGCUCGGCCGCUUCCUGUCGCCUGGGGCGGCGGGGCAGCGCGGGGGCUCGGGCAGCGGCGGUGGCGGCGGCGGCGGCGGCGGCCGGGCUCGGGGCCGCCCCGCUCGCAGCGGACCGAGCGUGGAUGAGACGGCGGCCUUGGUGGCGGCGCGGCUGGGCUGGGGCCGGGCUCGGGCCUGCGGGGAUGCGGGCGAGGACGGCGCCGACGAGGCAGGAACAGGCCGGGCCCUUGCCAUGGGGCACUGUCGCCUCUGCCACGGGAAGUUCUCCUCACGGAGUCUCCGCAGCAUCUCUGGCAGGGCACCUGGGGAGAGCUCAGAGAGACCACCCCCGGGGGAGCAUGUUUUCGUCAGGGACUUCCAGCGCCUGUUAGGGGUGGCAGUCCACCAGGACCCAGCUCUGUCUCAGUUUGUCUGCAAGAACUGCCACGCCCAGUUCUACCAGUGCCACGGCCUCCUCAAGUCCUUCCUGCAGAGAGUCAACGUCUCCCCGACGGGCCACCAGAAGACUUACACAAAGGUCGGUGCCCAGCCCCCAACAGUGGCAGAGGAGGGAGCCUGUCUGGUGGACCUGAUCACUUCAAGCCCCCAGGGCCUGCGUGGCUUGGUGGGGUGGGUGCAUGGACACGCAGCCAGCUGCGGGGCCUUGCCCAUCCUCCAGAGGACGCUGUCCUCCGAGUACUGCGGUGUCAUCCAGGCCGUGUGGGGCUGCGACCAGGGCCAUGACUACACCAUGGAUGCCGACUCCAGCUGUGGGGCCCUCUUGCUGGACAGCGCAUUGGCAGUCAAGUGGACGUGGGACAAGGAGACGGCCCCGUGGCUUACCCAGCAUCUAGGGUCCAGUCCCACUGGGGCUGCGCCUCAGAGCUCCCAGGGCAGAGUGACCACGGCUAGAGCCGAGACUGAGACUGAGACGCUGCCCAGCAUGGACACAGCCCAGCCUCCUUUGGAUGGCAACCCUGUGGGGCCUGGGCCAGGACCCCCGCCUCAGCCAAGCCUCCCCCUGAGUGGGGCCCCAGGGCAGUUGGGUGAGAAGCAGGUUCCGUCUUCAACCUCGGAUGAUCGGACUUCUUUAGUGAAGAUGAAAAUGACAAGAAGCGGACUACCCAGUCCUCGGAUGAGUCCUUUGAGCCAUAUCCAGAAAAGAAGGUCUCUGGUAAGAAAAGUGAAAGCAAAGAAGCCAAGAAGCCUGAAGAACCAAAAAUUCGAAAGAAACCUGGGCCCAAACCGGGAUGGAAGAAAAAGCUCCGCUGUGAGAGGUGAGGGCUGGGUGUGGGGCUGCACCGCCCGGUGGGGCGGUGGCUCCACGUGUGCUCUGCCUUGUAGGGAGGAGCUGCCCACCAUCUACAAGUGCCCUUACCAGGGCUGUACGGCCGUGUACCGAGGGGCCGAUGGCAUGAAGAAGCACAUAAAGGAGCACCACGAGGAAGUCCGAGAGAGGCCCUGUCCCCACCCUGGCUGCAACAAGGUGUUCAUGAUUGACCGCUACCUGCAGCGCCACGUGAAGCUCAUCCACACAGAGGUGCGGAACUACAUCUGUGACGAGUGUGGACAGACCUUCAAGCAGCGGAAGCACCUUCUCGUUCACCAGAUGCGCCACUCAGGAGCCAAGCCUCUGCAGUGUGAAGUCUGUGGGUUCCAGUGCCGGCAGCGGGCGUCCCUCAAGUACCACAUGACCAAACAUAAGGCUGAGACUGAGCUGGACUUUGCCUGUGACCAGUGCGGCCGGCGGUUCGAAAAGGCCCACAACCUCAACGUACACAUGUCCAUGGUCCACCCUCUGACACAGACACAGGACAAGGCCCUGCCCCUAGAGCCGCCACCCGGGACCAUGGAGGGUCAGACCGUGAAGCCUGAGCCCACCUGAGGGCACACAAGCACCUGGACUCAGCAGGCGGUAAAUGAGAUUUAAAGACAAUUUUAAUAGUUCCUCACACCAGACCUGAUGGCACAGCUUUGCUCGCUCCCCUAAGAGCCCCCACACUGUACCCCUGCCUCGUGUGUCAUUGCUCUGCUGGCUGGUGGAGGCGGGCUCAAUGCGCAGCUCACAUAGCCUUUCAUGCCUCCACUCUGGGACCAGCAGUUUAUUUUCCUACCAACACUGAGUGACUCGGGGUCAGAUGCAGAUUUUAAAUAAUUGAUUCCUCUUCCCCACUAAAGAAAUCAAGAUUUGUAAUCCACUUUUUAUCGCAACAAGAGCUCCAUGUUUUGCUUGAAAUAAAUUAUUUACAAAGAA